This is a messenger RNA of Arvicola amphibius (Eurasian water vole), 2344 nucleotides long. It is a transcript of the gene Dffa, whose product is annotated as DNA fragmentation factor subunit alpha. The coding region runs from base 81 to 1079 and encodes 332 amino acids. The record is from RefSeq and is a predicted model, not a curated record. Lineage: Eukaryota; Metazoa; Chordata; Mammalia; Rodentia; Cricetidae. Gene Ontology annotation, biological process: apoptotic DNA fragmentation; apoptotic process; regulation of apoptotic process. The transcript is spliced from 6 exons. Gene Ontology annotation, molecular function: deoxyribonuclease inhibitor activity.
AGGAGAGGGUGCCCGAGACCUGGGAAGCGGCUCUGUACUGCCCGGGAUUUCCCGAUCUAUCAGGUCGCACUUUAAGGAGGAUGGCGCUGUGGGGAGCCACCAACCCGGACCCGGACCCGGACGAUGUCCUGCCUCUCAAGCCGUGUCUACUGCGCCGCAACCACAGCCGCGAUCAGCACGGCGUGGCGGCCUCCUGCCUCGAUGAGCUGAGACGCAAAGCUUGCGAAGUACUGGCCAUUGACGAGUCCCUGACACCGGUCACCCUGGUCCUGGCAGAGGACGGUACAAUAGUGGACGAUGACGACUACUUCCUUUGUCUGCCUUCCAAUACCAAGUUUGUGGCAUUGGCCUGUAAUGAGAAGUGGACGUAUAACAAUUCGGAUGGAGGAACAGCCUGGGUUUCCCAAGAGUCCUUUGAUGCCGACGAAACAGACAGUGGAGCUGGGGUGAAGUGGAAGAAUGUGGCCAGGCAGCUCAAAGAGGACCUGUCCAGCAUCAUCCUGCUCUCAGAAGAGGACCUCCAAGCACUCAUUGACAUCCCGUGUUCAGAACUGGCUCAGGAACUUUGCCAAAGCUGUGCCACUGUCCAGAAGCUCCAGAGCACGCUCCAGCAGGUGCUCGACCAGAGAGAGGAGGCCCGCCAGUCCAGGCAACUCCUAGAGCUGUAUCUCCGGGCCCUGGAGAAGGAGGGCGCCAUCUUCUCCAACCAGGAAGAGCCCAAAGCCGCCCUCGGUGGAGACAUGGAUACGGUGGACACGGGCAUCAGCAAAGAGAUGGCUUCCGAAGUGGCUCUUAGAAGCCAGAUCCUUACUGCGCUGAAGGAGAAGCCUGCUCCAGAGCUGAGUUUAUCUAGUCAGGAUUUGGAGCUGGUCUCCAAGGAGGACCCCAGAGCCCUGGCUGUUGCCUUGAGCUGGGACAUAGAGAAGGCAGAGACGGUCCAGCGGGCCUGCAGCGCGGAGCUCGCCCUGCGCCUGCAACAAGUGCAGAGCUUGCGUUCCCUCAGGAAUGUCUCCAUGAGGAGGGAUCCACUGCCUGAGGAACAGCAGAGCCCCAAACGUGCCAGACAAGACCCCAAGUAGCUCCACCGGAAGCAUGCUUUGCUGAGGAAGCCCUUGGUUUUGUUAGCAGUGAACAACUUCCCCUUCCCGCUGUACUGCUGCCCCCAUGCUGCUCUGCCUCCUGCCUUCCAGGAUGCUGGUUUAGCAGAGGUCGCCACGCCUCCAGAAAGGCCGCUCCGGUCCACAUGUGCCCUUCUACCUCCUCUCGGUGUACUUAGAUCUUCAUUUUUGUUUCUUGUAUGUGUAUGAGUGUUUUGCUUGUCCAUGUGUAUGAGUGCAUGUAUGUCCAUGUACCACGUGUGUAUCUUGAGUCCACGAAGGCCAGGAGAGGGUGUCAGGUCCCCUGGAACUGGAGUUACAGACUCUGGGUACUCUGGAAGAGGAGCCACUGCGUUUAGCCACUGGGCCAUCUCUCCAGCUCCCAGAAUGUCCUCACUGUAUGUUCGGCCUAAGUUGUCAAGUAAAAGUAUUGUCCAAGGCUGUGAAAAUCUCUUACUUUGGACUCAAUGUCCUUAUUAUACAACUUGAACAGUAGAGUUUUAGACACAGAUAAGGAAAGAAAAGGCUAACACAGUGAUCGUGGCCAUGAACUUGCUUCUCAAGCUAAUGAAUGUGGCUGCUGUUUGUUUAAAGGCAUAUUCUGAAUCUGCAGCCCCCAGGGACGUGGAAUCUAAGCCACCAUCUCUGGUACCCGACUCAGGACUGCGGAGCUGUCGCCUCUGCAAAACUCCAUUCCAUUUCCUAAUAUGCUCUGCCAGCAGGGGGUCCAAAGCGUCAUUAAGUGAUUCUCGCGUGCUCCGUGGGUCCCGGUCUCCGCAGAGCACAGCACUUCUGGCUUUCUCUCCCGUAUCUGCUCAGGCUUCUGCAACUUCGCAGCCUACAGUGCUGGCUGCUUUCAGGGAAAGGACGCUCAGUUUCCGGGCAUUUGACUUAUGUGUGCUGGGAAGAAAGCAGCGCUGUCAGCCAGGCAGUGGUGGCGCACGCCUUUAAUCCCAGCACUCAGAGGGCCGAGGCAGGUGGGUCUUUGUGAGUUUAUGGCCAGCCUGGUCUAGGAGCUAGUUCCAGGACAGGCUCCAAACUACUGCACGGAGAAACCCUGUCUCAAAAAACCAAAACCAAAAUAAAACAAAACAAAACUAGUACCGUUGAGAGACACAUGCCUCACUUUUCAUUUGUGUGUGUGUCUGUGUGUGUGUGUAUCUGUGUGUGUAUGUAUGUGUGUGUGCGUGUGUCUGUGUGCGUGUGUCUGUGUGUGCAUGUAUGUGAGUGUGCGUGUCUGUGUGUGU